ACUUCUGGCCUCCUGACAAGCUGGCUAUUCUGAUAGUCUGAGGGAUGAGGCUUCUGCAGCAAAAAGUGGGUUACAUUACAGUACUGCCUGCUGCUGGAGAUGGAAGACCAAUAACCUCUGAAAGCAGAACGCAGGAAGAGUGGGGGCAGCAGGGCGCUUUGUGAAGGCUCAUUUAGACACUCUGCAGUGGGGUACUGCGAAGAGCCAUGGGGGUGUUGAUGUCCAAGCGGCAGACAGUGGAGCAGGUGCAGAAGGUGAGCUUGGCUGUGUCUGCCUUCAAGGAUGGGCUACGGGACAGGCCUUCCAUCCGACGCACCGGUGAGCUUCCAGGGUCCCGCCGUGGCACCGUAGAGGGCUCUGUCCAGGAGGUACAGGAGGAGAAAGAAGCAGAGGCAAGCACUCCAGUGCUCCAAGAAGAGAGCAGUGUCAACCGUGCAGCCUGGGAGAGGCUCCGAGAUGGGCGUGGAGUGGAGCCUGAGGAGUUUGACAGGACUAAUCGUUUCACGCCCCCUGCGUUCAUCCGCCCUACCCGGAAGCUGGAUGAUGACAAGCCUCCUGAUAUCUGCUUGGAGCCCAGAGAACAUGUUGUCAAUGAUGAGAUGUGUGAUGUCUGUGAGGUCUGGACAGCUGAGAGCCUCUUCCCAUGCAGGAUCUGCACCAGGGUUUUCCAUGAUGGCUGCCUGCGCCGCAUGGGCUACAUCCAAGGAGAUAGUGCAGCGGAGGUGACCGAGACAGCCCACACAGAAACCGGCUGGAGCUGCCACUACUGUGACAACCUCAACUUGCUGCUAACUGAGGAGGAAAUGUACAGCCUCACAGAGACCUUUCAGCAGUGUAAAGUCAUCCCUGAUUGCUCCCUGACACUGGAGGACUUCCUGCGCUACCGCCACCAAGCAGCAAAGCGGGGGGACAGUGACAGGGCUCUAAGCGAGGAGCAAGAGGAGCAGGCAGCCCGCCAGUUUGCAGCCCUGGACCCUGAACAUCGAGGACACAUAGAGUGGCCUGACUUCUUGUCCCAUGAGUCCCUCCUGCUUCUGCAGCAAUUGCGUCCCCAGAACUCUCUGUUAAGGCUUCUGACAGUCAAGGAGCGGGAGCGAGCCCGGGCCAUCUUCCUGGCACGGGGCAGUGGGAACACUAUCAGUGAGGCAGAAUGCCGCGGAGCCCAGCAUUCUUGGUUCUGCAAACGCCUUGCAGAGGCUCCAUCCUGCAGUGUCAGUAUCAGCCAUGUGGGUCCCAUAGCAGAUAGUAGCCCAGCCAGCAGCAGCAGCAAGAGUCAGGACAAGGCUCUGCUGCCAACAGAACAGGAGUCCAGAUUUGUGGAUUGGCCUACCUUCCUGCAGGAAAAUGUUGUCUACAUCUUGGCCGCUCGCCCCAACAGUGCAGCAAUUCAUCUGAAACCCCCAGGAUAGCAUGGAGCAGAGAAGCUGGGGGACAGUGAUGUUCUCUCCCUCCUUUCCUUUUGCCCUUUCCCCCUUCCCCCCACCAUCCUCUGCCUGAGACUUACGGGGAUGGAGCACUGCCAGCAUCUCAAUUUGCCACUAAGCUUUAUGGAACUGAAAUCACUCUUCCCCUCACAACAGAGGCAGUAAAUGCAUUGCCACCAGGAAAAGCCCUGGGAGCUGUGGCAAUAUCCGCUCCUGGACCUACCCCCCUACCCUCACAUCACAGACUGGACCUGCCACUGCACACAUAUGUGCAUACACACACAUAUACCCAUGCCUAGCUGUCCAUGCCUUCAGAGACCUGGUUCUUCUUCAUUGAAAAAGGAUCAAAAUUCCUUUGUGAAGCUCCUGGUUAUAGAUUGGGGGGCGGGGGGUCUCUGUUUACUCCUUCUAUUGGCCGGUUCUGAUUUCCUAUAGACAAGUCUCUGGCCAAGUGAUUCUUGAUAAUAGGGCACAUCAGACUCACAUGUUAUCCUAGAGAUGCUGACAGGUUCCCUCUUCCCCAAAUGAAAAUCCCUUCUGUGGUGAGCCACUGUUCUGGUAGGUGUGUGCUAUGUCCCUCAGGUAUGUUGGGGUGACAAAAUUAUUGAAAACCACCACUGGCACUUCAGCCCAUUAUUUAUUUAAAUUCUAAUUUCUAGAGACAGAGAAGGUAACUAGUCUAUGGAGUCCUAAUUAGAAGAGGGAAAGGCAGCCCUUCCCAGGAACCCAGAAUUCUAGGAACCUCUCACCACAUCUUUCAAGUCCAAAAGUCUUUAGAACAGUUAAAAACCAAGAUGAGCCACCCUUGCCCCUGCUUUGCAGAUGGGAACACAUGGCCUAGAGCCCAGGGGCCCUGAAUAGAACAAGUAUGAUGGCAAGAACCACAGGCCUCUGUAUUAGAUGCCUCAUCCAAGUUGGCUACCACAGAGACCCGAAGCUUGAUCUCCAGUGAGGACAAGGUCUGGAUGGAAAAAGAAAAGAGAAGCCUUGUGCUUUUCCAUCUUUCCACCUCAACUCACCUGUAGACCUGGAAAAAAAAAGUGUGCCAUUGCAUAAAGAACAAGAGCCAGCCUCUCCCACAGCCCAAGAAAGAACAGUUCCACAGAAGCCCUCAGUGAGGACUCCUUUCAACCACCCUGACAAUGAGGGUAAGAAGCUGGAGCUAAGAAGAAGAUUUGCAUCUCAGCUCUUGAUCAGAGAAAGUCUAAGCAAGGCCUCACAGAAGAAGAUUCAUUCUUCUCCCCAUCACUGAGAUAAGGCCUGAGUUGCUGCUUCUCCCUACAUGUCUGAGCCCCAGCUGUCCUUACUAAGUUCUCAUUAAGUUCUCAAGUCACUGCAUGUUGUGGGUCAGCCCUGGCCCCGGAGUCCAGGUUCUGUUUCCAGCCUGACAACUUAGGUUUAGCCAAAUUUGAAUACUAGAGAGGGGGUUGGCUUGAUCAUGUAGAAGCUAACGUAUCUCCAUUGCUCAAGGCACUUGUACUAAAUUGGGUGCUUACAGAAGAAGUAGCAUACAGCUCAGUGUGGAGAUGCUCAGAGGAAAGUGGGGAGCUGCAACCAGGGUCAUGGUAAGAGUACUAUAUGCUCUCCUUCUGUAGAAACUGCCUGACCCAGAAUCAGGGUGAGAAACUUCAAGGGUUGGAUUAUUCAGUACUGAAAUGAAGGAGACAGAAGAUCAAUUUGGAUUCAUGUGUAUGGCUCUGAACAUUUUAAAACCCACAACUUUUUGUAAAUACUUCUUAGGCAUACUCCCAAGAUUGAUCAGUUAGGAGGGCCAUUAUUUAGUUUAGCCAGAAAAAAUAAAAAGCAAAAGCACAGGACUCUUGGGUCCAAGGACUGCCUCUGAAGCAGCCAGACCUGGGGUUUUACACUGAGAAGAUUAAAACACAUUCAGCACAGGGACUCUUGCUUAUUCUCCUGGUAAAUCACCUUGUAUGCCAAUGGCCUUGGGCUGCUGGAUUACAGACAGGGAAUUUUGAGUAGAGACAAGCUCUGGGCUUUGAGAGUUGAACUGCUUUUUUCUCCUGCCUCAGCAUCAGUCAUAGAGACUGUAAAUAUAUCUUCUUGUUCCCUGAUCCUUCACAGACAAGGUGAUGCCUACCUCUGUGGAACUGAAGCUUCUAGCUUUCUGUGGGUGAGUGGUGAAAGACCAUGGUCAGAUCAGGCCAGGUACAUCCCAGGGCCUAGCAAAGCAGGCCCUAAAUUUCUUCCACAGUAGGAUCAGGCCCAUUUGGGACUAUCUCUCUCCCUGUUCCAAGACAGCAAGUUUUCUUGGUAGGUGCAUGCUAUAGAGGGCCCAGAGGACCCCAGCAUAGAGUUCCCAGUCCACAAGAGUCCUAAGAAGCAAAACAUGGAGGAAUAACUAGCCUCCUCUCCAUUAGGCAUGUGGCUUUUUACUAAUGAAGAGGUUCCUUUGUUCCCCCAGACCAGAGUUGCAGAAGGCCCAUCCCAACCCCCCUGUCUGGGAUGACCCUUUCCAGUGUCCCAAUCCAUGGAGCUCCUAUGCAAUAUAUAUGAAGGUGUUCAAACUUUCAUAAACCUAGUGAAACCGAUUCCCUUUCCUUUUCCUCAAGCCUUUCCAUCACUGUGACUAUCUGAAAUUCUGCCAAGUACAAAAAUUAGUGUCUGACUCUAAGGGUUUGAGAAAAUGUUCCUUCCAGUCAUUUCUUCCUGGCUACCCCAAAUUGAGCUCAGUGCUUUUUACAAGCACCACCUGCUCCACCCACUACCAAUGGAGGUUAAGAUUAUGUUUAUGCUCCUCUGAAGACUACUUGCCCUAGGCCUAUUUUUCACCAAACACUCAUUUUCCUUAUGCUCAGAUUUAAAGAAAGGGGCAUAUGAAUGACACAGUGGAGCUGCAGGGACAGAGGGUAAGCUGAGGCAGUAGCUAUGGCCACAUAAUCUCUCCAGGUCUGCUCUGUGGCUUCCUCUCCUGAGACAAGCCUUCUGCAACAAUGGUAGGCUCUGUGCUUUGAGUAAAGGCCCCUUUGGAUCCCAGAGAUGGAGCAGUUCCUUUGCUCCCAGGUACUGGCCCACUCCCAAGUGCUUUUCUUCCUUUGAGAACAGCCAGAGCCACGAGCACAUUGCCUCCUCCCACCUUCAGUCCAAGUGACUGGGCCUAUAGCGCAGACACUGGCCUUUUUGGCCCUGGUGCUCCCUAUGGGAUGUCACCCUGGCCUUGUUUGAGUGGCCAGAUCUGGGAGUUUCAGCAUUCCUAUUACUAACAUGGGAGGCACAGGAUCAAACUCCCUGGGAAGAGGGCACCUCACUGGGGAGUGAGUCCAGAAUUGUGCCUAGGCCUCUUAGUCUGAAGCACAACCUCAAUCAUUGCAGGUUUCAUGGCUUCAAUAAGAGUGGUGCAAGGAAGCCCUAACGCCAAGAGGCAUAAGCUGUCUGGCAGGGGCCCAGGCUAGCCAUGACCACCGCAGAGCCAAGAAUAACCUCCAGGCGGGACUGGUAGCAGACUCUAGUGAUCCUACAAGCAUGACCCCUUCAAACUAGCAGAGUAAAGGCAGGAAUAUACUUGGCACUAAAAGGCAGACCAACUGGAUGUCAGGACAACAUCCUGUAGCACCUGUAACCAUAACCCGUUUUACUCCUCAAUUUACAGUAGAAUAAAAUUGCUACUUUCUCCAUGCCACUUAGUUUGAAUAUGCCCAGGAUCUCUCUCUGGGCUCCUGGCUACAGCUCAGAGAAUAGAGAUAUCCUGGCUGGAUAAUGGAAAAUAUUAAUGUAUCAUGCCUGUUCCCUAUAGCUCAGUCCUGGAAUGGGGAAGGACUGGGCAUUUCCCCUGCUGUUGCUUUCCUGCUGGCACUGCUUUUGGCAACCUUGAAAGGAAAGAAAAUAAACAGGUGACAGAAUUCCACUAGACCCAACUAACACUAAGGAAAACCUUCCCUCUGAGCCGCAUGUCCUGAUGACCAAGAUUGUGGACAGGGUGUCACAUCUGUCUGGGCCAGUGACUAAGAAGCCCAAUCACAUUCUAGUUUGGAUAGCAUGUGUUGGCAUGACCAUAGAUGAGAACAUCAAGGUAUAAGCAGCAAGGCCUUCCCAUAUCCAUGUGAAACAAAGGCCUUCAAGCUUAGCCUUCUUUAAGAGAUGGCCUAUGCUCUAUCUGCCGGCCAAACACAGGAUUGUGAGGGGGGGCUCAGAACAGUCAAGCAACUGUGGGGUCCAAUGCCCUCUAGCCCCUUGUUCCCUUCCUAUGUUCUUUUCUGAGGAAGGUAACUUGACAGUAAGCUGAGGGGAACAUCCCCAAGCCCUGUCUUUCCCAUCACUACAGCUGCAUGCUCCUCCCUAUGGCUCAGCCUUCACUCCUGAAGGAGCUGAUGCUCCCAGAGGCUGGGCACAGUGAAAAUCAUAAUAAAGAGAUUGUGAUGCUA
Leopardus geoffroyi (Geoffroy's cat) is the source of this 5803-nucleotide messenger RNA. It is a transcript of the gene PHF24, whose product is annotated as PHD finger protein 24. The transcript is spliced from 8 exons. NCBI's taxonomy places the organism in Eukaryota, Metazoa, Chordata, Mammalia, Carnivora, Felidae. The record is from RefSeq and is a predicted model, not a curated record. The coding region runs from base 207 to 1409 and encodes 400 amino acids.